AGAAGUCAAGCGCGCGCUAAUCGCAGACGCAGUCACCGAUCCCGUGUGCGAAAGCCGAAAGCCAAGAGCCAAAAGCUAUUGCGAAAGUAAUCAUUUUACAAAGUUCUUUGGCAACACUUUGUGAAAUAGUUCGGGCCGCGCAAUUUGUGUGUUGUGGUUUUUGCAGUUUUUAGUUUUCAGAUUUCGGUUGCCAGCGAUUUACCAACCGAGCUGCUGCUGGCCGCCUUCCGUUGCGGAUUUCGAGCUGUUUGCAAGUGUUCGAAAACCCGCUUGGCACCGCAUCAAAUGCACUAAGUCCCAAGCACUAAAAUUAUCCAGAUCAGAAGCAAAACCAAGACUUUAACCACCAACCAAUUGUACAAUCAAAAAUCAGCAAGGAACACGAACUACAAACCAAAGGAAUAGUAGGACUCCGCAGUCGGCGACAAACAGUAACCACUACUCAACAACACAAUGGCCUUAAUUAUGAAAUACAUCGACAGCAUAAGCAGAUACAUGGACUCACAUAGUGACUCGAGGACAAAGGGCUGGCCCAUGAUGUCGUCCCCAUUCCCCACACUGGCCGUUUGCCUCACAUAUGUCUAUCUGGUCAAGGUGCUGGGACCCCGAUUAAUGGAGAACCGAAAGCCUCUGAAUCUGCAAAACACUCUAGUCAUGUACAAUGCCAUACAGGUUGUAUUUAGCGCAUGGCUGUUUUAUGAGUGCUUGAUGGGCGGCUGGUGGGGCUCGUACAGCUUCCGGUGCCAGCCGGUGGACUACACAGAUAGUCCCACAUCCCGGAGAAUAGGCAUUUCCGGUUGGCUAACUGGACAUUAUAGCUUCCGAUGUCAGCCAGUCGACUAUAGUAAUAAUCCUAGAACGUUAAGGAUGGUUCAUGCCUGCUGGUGGUACUACUUCUCGAAGUUUACAGAAUUCAUGGAUACGAUUUUCUUCGUGUUGCGCAAGAAGUCGAGCCAAGUUACCACACUGCACGUCAUCCAUCACGGCUGCAUGCCCAUGUCGGUCUGGUUCGGCGUCAAGUUCACACCGGGUGGUCACAGCACCUUCUUCGGCCUGCUCAACACCUUCGUCCACAUCGUGAUGUACACCUACUACAUGUUCUCCGCCAUGGGUCCGCAGUACCAGAAAUACCUCUGGUGGAAGAAGUACCUGACCACUCUGCAGAUGGUCCAGUUCAUCUUGAUCAUGGUGCACGCCUUCCAGCUGCUCUUCAUCGAUUGCAACUACCCGAAGGCGUUCGUCUGGUGGAUUGGCAUGCAUGCCGUCAUGUUCUUCUUCCUGUUCAACGAGUUCUACAAGGCAGCCUACAGGAGCCGCAUGAUGAAAAAGAACGGAGCCCUGGCCAACGGACACGCCAAGCCCAAUGGCUACUGCAAGAGCAUCAACGCCCAUGACGAUCUGGCCAUGCCACAGACCACGGAGGCGACAGCGACAGCGACGCCCGCAUCCAAGGCCAACGGGAGCAGCACCCCGCCGAGCAAUGGACAUGCCAAUGGGGUGGAGAACGUCUACAAGCAGGUGGCCAACGGCAGCGCGCACAAGGGGUCCAACGGAGGACUGAGCAACGGGUAUGCCACCAAGCUGCUGGACGACGCCUCCCAGGAGCUGAAACAGCGGAAGACGCCGAAAUAAUAUCGGGGCAAGGAGGGGCGGCGCCAGCGCAGAGCUUAGAACACGGCGAGGGCCAGUAGCGCCAGGAGCUUCCUGAAAAGGAGCGGAGCUCCAAAAGUCAUUUCCAUAGGCACACACAACUUCAUUUAACUCACUACUACUACUUCACAUCGCAGACCAUCCACUUUCGAAAUUCCAAGCCGGGACCGACGUCCAUGGGUAGCUGGGGAAAUAUGCUAUGUAAGCGCGUGAAAACAUUGUUAAUCCUGACUGCCGAGGGCAUUGCGAGGCGGCUUCUCCCACAGACCCAAAUCCAUACACCUGAACAUAGAAAUAUGCGAAUGGUCGCUAGCAUACCCAAUGGGUGCACCGCACCCAUUGAGGCACAUGCAAAUGUAUAGGCAUUGCGAAUGCAUAUGCACCCAUUCUCUAGCCUACUUUUUAAAUACGUUUUGUUGCUUCUUUUUCUUUUUUAGUUGUACAAAGCUUACUUAUCAUAAGUAUCCCAGCGGAUUGUAUAAUACAAGAACAAAUAUCGCAAACCAAGAUUUUAACUAAUCGAAAACGCUAAUGGAAGCCCAGCAAAAUCAAUUUAAAAAUAAAACUAAUGCCAACGCACUUGGAUUGUGUGUGAGCAAAGCAUUCAACUAUUUAAGCCUAGAAUUUAAUUUAUAUGUGUAUAUUUGCAUACAUAUAUUAUUGAAGUAAUUGAAAACAGCAGCAGCAGCCUACGGCAAGUUUUGUAAAUGUAUAGAGCAAAAACAAGUGUAAUUUAAAAUUAGACACAAUAAUUAUUAAAAAUAAAAGUCAUUCAAAAUAGCCGACUAUUUACGUUAAUCAGAGAACCACAAACGCGAGUAUUCGACAAUUACGAUUGUGAAACUUCUAACAGUAUACAAAAUAAAAAGUAAUGUACGAAACUAUUAAGAAAUCACAGCCUAUCUAAUUACCCAUAAAAAGUUUCAUUAAUUUAUUACGAAUAAAUUAUGCCGCUAAGCUACAUAAAUCCGAAAACGCGAAAUGAACUUGCAUCUUUUGAUCUUAGAAAACGGUGUAUGCCCAACAACCACACAGCAACAUCAAAUACAGAUUAAAAACACAAAAGGGACUAACCAUAAGAUCGAUCCACUUCAAAGCGAGCAUUAAAUUAGUAAAUUGUUGCAAUCAAAAAACAAAAUAGACUGUAAGUCCCACACUCUAGGUAUGCAAUUGCAAUACGUUUUGUAUGCGUAAUAGCCAUUUUUGUGCAAACAUUACCUAUGUAAUUAAUAUUAUACAAAUACAAAAACAAAAAUAUGUAGAAAAUUAGGUGGAAAUGGAGUGGAGCAUUUUUUCAAUAAAAUCACUAAAAUU
Molecule: messenger RNA, 2964 nt
Organism: Drosophila melanogaster (fruit fly)
Lineage: Eukaryota; Metazoa; Arthropoda; Insecta; Diptera; Drosophilidae
Exons: 11
Coding region: 454-1632 (392 amino acids)
Biological process (GO): lipid metabolic process
Cellular component (GO): membrane
Molecular function (GO): fatty acid elongase activity
Source: RefSeq, marked reviewed